AUGUUGAACCUCGACUUCCAGGUUUCUGCAGUCGGUACUCUAGUCGCAGGCAAAUGGUUCACCAAAAAUGCCAACACCGAAAACGUCUUAAAGGGCGAAUGGCCGCUCUUCUUGGUCACAGGCGGCACGCUGGACACCGAGCCGCAGGUUGCUUUCUCCUCGCUGUCUGCUGCUAAGGCUGCAUCUCAAACCAUCAGCCGUCUCUUUGCGAAGGUGCUGCCCCAAGCUUCUCAGGUCGUGGUCGGCAUGCCACUGAUCAGAGCACGUAUUGCCGACCCUUCGAGCGGUGGCUAUACCGAGGGUUACCACCCUGACACCAUCAUUCAGACUGUCUUCAAGCCCUUCUUCGAAGAUCGUCAAAAGUUGCAGGAUGGAUCAAGCAACUGGACGGUCGAGCGAGUUCUUUAA
Penicillium salamii is the source of this 408-nucleotide messenger RNA. NCBI's taxonomy places the organism in Eukaryota, Fungi, Ascomycota, Eurotiomycetes, Eurotiales, Aspergillaceae. The record is from the annotation of a GenBank genome assembly.